AUGGGUCACUAGCAGCUCUGCUGAAGCCACCCAUGAAAAUUCAGCCAGAGUUCUCACUCUUGUUGCAGCUGCUCAAACCAGCAUGGGCUUAUCCAGAAAUACAGUCUCAAUAUGCAUGGCCAGUGUUUCUGUCAGUACACGAAGAAGUUCAUUAAGUUGGACUAA
Molecule: messenger RNA, 165 nt
Organism: Lemur catta (Ring-tailed lemur)
Lineage: Eukaryota; Metazoa; Chordata; Mammalia; Primates; Lemuridae
Product: 40S ribosomal protein S29-like
Exons: 1
Cellular component (GO): cytosolic small ribosomal subunit
Molecular function (GO): zinc ion binding; structural constituent of ribosome
Source: RefSeq, a predicted model, not a curated record